Glarea lozoyensis ATCC 20868 is the source of this 2820-nucleotide messenger RNA. RefSeq lists its product as uncharacterized. The record is from RefSeq and is a predicted model, not a curated record. The coding region runs from base 1 to 2820 and encodes 939 amino acids. The transcript is spliced from 2 exons. NCBI's taxonomy places the organism in Eukaryota, Fungi, Ascomycota, Leotiomycetes, Helotiales, Helotiaceae.
AUGUCUUCAUCUGUCUUCUCCGAGACUCUCCAAGAGAUUACCACUACGAAGCUAUCAGAGCUGUCUCGACGGCGCACUAUCUUCGAAGACCAGAAAGCCUCCGUUGUCGCCGCUUCACAAGCCCAACCUGACCAAAAGUUGAGACUUGCAAUCCUCAGUGAUGGUUUGAAGCAAUGCUUUGCAGUCAAGACCGCUAAACGCAAGAGGGGUGAUCGCCGUGGAGGACCUGGUAGUAUCAUCCGCGGAAGUACCGACGAUCCAAGCCUUGAGAUCCUCCUCAAAAACUUCGACCGAUUCUCCGAACAGGCACGGUACGAUCCGUCAAUUUCCGCGAGAAUUAUGGACGACUGGGAGAUUACUCUGAAGAAACGGCUUGACGUACAAUCUCUCAAGUAUCAAUAUGCUGCGCUCUAUGGUAAGCUUGUAACUGAAUGGCUGUCCUCUUCAGAGACUAUUGAGUCUCCAGUAAAGACAAGUGAGACUCAAACGCAACCACGGGAUUCUUCACGUGCCGAAUGGGAAGAGCUGGUGUUUGCGGAUUUCAAGACUGAUGAAACGAAGAUUUCCUCAUAUCUUGGAAAUCUUUUCGGCAAGAAUGGAACCAACGACCAAGCUAUUAAGGCCCUUGAAAAGCUUCGCAAGGACGUGGAAGCCUUUGAGAUCUCGAUGUCAGUCCCAGGCCAAAUCAACAAUGUCAAUCUGAAGUGGGCUAUCAAUGGUUUGCUUUCUGCCGGCUUACUGUCCGAAGAGAAGAAUACUGUGUUGAGGGAUUUUCUUUCUAGUACAGUAAUUCUUACUGAAGUGGCCGAUGUCCUCAAUAUGCGGAUGUCAUCACUCCAUACCUGGUCUUGGGAGACUGAUGUGCCAAUCGAACAACGUCGACACGUUACGGGUGCCUUUCAUAUGUAUAUUGACGAAGAUCUACUACAAGCAAUUUUCCUACAAUACAUCGGAGUCAAAUGGUCCGUCUUCUUCAAAAACGCUUUUAUUUCAUUUUCGAAGCACGAAGAUGUAUGGACAUCCCUCCGGCAGCCCGUUUCCUCUACGGAUCUCAAGCGACGAGAAUAUUUUUUAGGAAAACAAUCCAAAAAGCCUAGCGUUCAAGCCAAGCGACAAAAGUUGUACAAAUCCAGGUUCUUCAUGUCACAGCUUCCAAGUGAUCUUUAUGGAUCUGGUACUGCCAAUGCUCAAGGAGAAGAAGAAGUUGUGCAUGUCGGAGGCCGAACUAUGCAGACCGCUCGAGCACCUCGAAGGCAAUUGGCGUCAAAAGCCGCUAGGAAAUCCGCCCCGUCCGCCAAUUUCAAUAGGUACAUGUCUGCUGAGGUAGAUGAGGAUUGCUCUGACGAAUCCGACGAUGACGACACCGAGGAUGAGGACGCAACAUCUCAAUCUCCUAUGGCCACCAAGCAAUUUUUGCUCCAUCUAGUAGCGUCGGAAAUCAUCGUGAACACUAAAUUGCAUGGCGAGAUCACGGUGACUCGUUCUGAAUUCGAGUCUUUCUUGCCAUGGUUGCCGCACUCGACCAUAUAUGCUGUUUUGAACUUCUUCGGGGUCUCUGAAAAAUGGCUCAUAUUCUUUCGAAAAUUUCUUGAGGCACCGCUCAAGUUCGUGUCAGAUGGACCUGGUGUAUCAUCGAAAAUACGGAAGAGAGGCUGCCCAGGAGCUCACGCUUUGUCGUCUAUGUUCAGCGAGACUGUCUUGUUCUGUCUCGAUUACUCAGUCAACCAAAACGCAGAUGGAUUGCAACUCUUUCGAAUGCAUGAUGAUUUCUGGAUGUGGUCUCCGUCACAAGAGAAAGUGGUCAGAGCAUGGAAGGCCGUGGAAGCUUUUCGUGCUGUGAUGGGGGUCUCGUUAAACGAGACAAAAACCGGAACAGUCCGUGUUCUGGGUGAAGAUACAGGUGUCGCGCCUAGCCCUGACGCUGCUCUUCCAGCAGGCGAAAUCAGAUGGGGCUUUCUUCUGCUCGACCCCGUUACUGGUCGAUUUGUUAUUGAUCAAGAUAUGGUCGACAAGCAUAUUGAGGAUCUUAAAAGUCAGCUUGACAAUAAAAAGGGAAGUGUCUUUUCGUGGAUUCAAGCAUGGAACACUUAUGCCGGAACGUUCUUCAAGACAAAUUUUGGCCGACCUGCUAACUGCUUCGGACGAGGUCAUGUUGAUAUGAUGCUUUCAACUAUGACUCGUAUCCAGACUCGCAUAUUCUCCGACAGCAAUGUGGUUGAAUUUCUCAAGUCAACCCUCGAAGAGAGAUUCGGAAUCAAAGAUAUCCCUGAUGGUUAUCUAUACUUUCCCACCGGUCUAGGUGGCCUUGAACUGCAAAAUCCAUUCAUUGGCACUCUGCAAGUACGCGAUGCAGUCUUCGAACAACCAGCCACAGUCAUCGACGAUUUCAUUGACGGCGAGAGGAUGGCAUACAAUGCAGCGAAGAAGGCUUUUGACAACAGCGAAGUCCAACGCCACUCAAUUGGCGACCCCAACUUUGUUCCGCAUGACGGAGACACCUUUUUCAGCUUCGAGGAGUUCUCGCGUUAUCGUGAAGAGUUUCGAUCUCCUUCAGCCGACGGAAAUUUACUUUCCGUAUUCAAAGACCUUCUCAAGCAGCCAAGCCCAGAAUUUCUUGACGCCACUCCAGAGGAAAUGAUGUUAUUGAACAAGUACGCCGCUAAUGCAUCGAUGUCGGAUGGAUAUAUGAGGUGGGUGGCGCAGCUUUACGGUCCGGAAAUGGUCGAUCGGUUUGGUGGGUUAAAAAUUGUCGAUGCUGGACUAUUGCCUAUUGGAAUGGUCAACUUGUUCAGAAGUGGCCGUGUUCAGUGGAAAGGUUGA